This is a messenger RNA of Aspergillus pseudonomiae, 1899 nucleotides long. RefSeq names its product beta-xylosidase. Gene Ontology annotation, biological process: carbohydrate metabolic process. The record is from RefSeq and is a predicted model, not a curated record. The transcript is spliced from 3 exons. Gene Ontology annotation, molecular function: hydrolase activity, hydrolyzing O-glycosyl compounds. The coding region runs from base 1 to 1374 and encodes 457 amino acids. NCBI's taxonomy places the organism in Eukaryota, Fungi, Ascomycota, Eurotiomycetes, Eurotiales, Aspergillaceae.
AUGACCGCCCUACUCAAGCUAUCCACUCUCCUAACCCUCAUCCUCCCCAUAACCGCAAUCAAGAACCCAAUCCUCCCAGGCUGGAACCCCGAUCCCUCCAUCCUGCGCCUCAACAACGAAUACUACCUCACAACAUCCUCCUUCGAGUACUUCCCCGGCCUCCCCAUCUACAAAUCCACAGACCUAGCCAACUGGACCCUCCACUCGCACGCCCUAACAAGACCAUCCCAACUAGCCCUCUACGGGACCCCAACAGGAGGCGGAACCUGGGCCCCAACCCUAUCCCACAUAAACAGCACCUUCUACAUAGCCAGUAUGACGCGCUGGACCUACGACCCGAUCGCCAAAGUCUGGCCGCGCAUCACAUGGAUCUCGUCCCCCGAUCUAGAAACCUGGAGUGACCCCGUCUGGGCCGAGCCAUGGGGCAUCGACCCGUCUUUGUUCCAGGACCCUGUCUCCGGUGAUGUCUAUCUGAACCUGAUGGCGCCGGAUAGCAAGGAAACCGGGAUCUGGGGCAUUUAUCAAUGCCAAGUCAAUCUUCGCACUGGGGAUUGUGUAGAUGAGUACCGGUCCUUGUGGAACGGGACGAUGCCACAUGAUGCUAGUGCCAGGCCGGAGGGCCCGAAGAUGUUUAUGAGGGGGGGUUGGUAUUAUUUGCUUAUUGCUGAGGGCGGAACAGACGAUCUCCACCGCGCGAGCAUCGCACGAUCACGAUCGCCGCAGGGUCCAUGGACGCCGAACCCGGAAAACCCGCUUCUAUUUAACGGAGCGUAUGGAUUCGAUAACCUGACCGUGCAGUCGACGGGGCAUGCUACUAUUUUCGAUACCGCCGACGGGGACUCGUAUGCUGUGUACAUAGCCCGGAGGAAGGUCAACGGGUCGUCACCGUUAGGGCGGGAGACCUUCCUCUCUCCUGUAACCUGGAAGGACGGGUGGCCUGUCAUCAACGAUGGGCGACCAGCUCUCCUGAGCGAAUCCUUCGGUGGCGUGGUUGACCAAAGCAACCCCCAAGAGACCUGGGUUGAUCGAUUCGACGGAUCUGUUCUUGGGAACGGGUGGUACCAGCUUCGGACACCGUACACGGAGAACGUUGUGCUCCAGGAUCAGCGGGGUGUAGUCUUUCGACCGAACGUGUACUCCCUCAGCGAGAGGGAUGUCCCGGCGGCUAUUCUGCGGAAGCAGACGUCGUUAAAUAUGACGUUUAGCGCGGAGUUGCUUCCCAUCAUGUCUGAUCUGCGGAGGGGGGAGACGGUGGGGAUAAGCGUUUAUUUAAGUGAGUUUCAGCACCAGGAUCUCGGGGUUCGGGGGUGUGUGGAUGGGACUGGUAUGUGUGUUUACACGCAGCUUUUGAGGAACACGACGGUUGAGGUAUGAAUGGUCCCGUUAGCUAAUGGUGGGUGCGGUGCUGAUUGAGACAGUAUAAUGAGGUGACGCUCGAUGCAUCGGGGAGGGAUUGUGUUGUGCUGCAUAUUCGAGCUGAGCCGCUGCAUUAUCAUUUUGGGUACAGUGUGGGCGACUCGCGGGUGCAUUGGCUGGCAUCUAUUGAGUCGAAGUGGUUGGCUUUUGCACCGCCGGGCUGGUUUGUCUUUGAAGGGGCCAGUUUUUCCCUUUUUGCUAGUGGGAAUGGAAGGCCGUGGUCUGUUGGGGCGCCUGAGGUUGGGUUCAGAAGUGUUACGGAGAGGUACUUUGAGGAGAUUAUUCCGGAUUACGAUAGAUGGGAGUAGCUGGGUCAAGGUGGGGAUAGACAUAAAAAAUAGCCUUUAUUCGCAUUUACUGUCUAACUUUCAUCCGUCUUGUCGGAGACAUACUAUGCGAGUCGAUAAUCCCCUCAAGUCAAUGCAUUAACGAAGGCGAUGAUUGAUCAAACAUAGGACAUUGAGAUAUAAUCAUAAUAAGCUA